AUGGCUCCAUCUCGAAAAGUCAUCCCGCUCGACAAGGGCUGGGAGUUUAGGCAGGCGGACAAAAAGGAUGCCGAGUUCCUGCCCGUCGCCCAGUUCCCGACCAACGUCCACCUCGAUCUGCUAGCCCAUGGCCUGAUUCCCGACCCGUUUGUGGGUAAGAACGAGACGGACGUGCUGUGGAUCGGCGAGGCCCAAUGGACCUACCGAACCACCUUCUCUACCCCGGCCCCGCCGUCGGGUAGCGACGGGGGUGCCCGCGCCGUGCUGGCGUUUGACGGCCUCGACACCUUCGCCACGGUCCUGCUCAACGGCGCCAAGAUCCUCGAGACGGACAACAUGUUCGUGCCCGAGCGGGUCGACGUGACGGGCGCGCUCCGGGAGGGCGGCGGCGACAACGAGCUGGUCAUCCACUUCGACAGCGCCUACCUCAGGGGCUGGAAGCUGGUCGAGAAGUACCCCGACCACAAGUGGGGCUGCUGGAACGGCGGCAACUCGCGCCUGGCCGUGAGGAAGGCCCAGUACCACUGGGGCUGGGACUGGGGCCCGGCCCUGCUCACCUGCGGGCCCUGGCGGCCCAUCGCGCUCGAGUUGUACGCCGGCCGUGUGGCGGAUCUGCACGUCGACGUUGACGUGCCCGAGAGCCUCGACUCGGCCACGGCCGUCGCGCACGCAGUCGUCGAGGGAGCGGGAGAUAAGGUCCGGUUCGAAAUCUCGCUGCGCGGGUCUGUCGUCGCCGCCGAGACUGUUCAAGCCGUGCCCGUGGACUCCAAGGCUGUGUCCGGGGCGGCCUCGGCCACUUUCCACAUCCAGAAGCCCGCGCUCUGGUACCCCAUACGCUACGGCGAGCAGCCGCUGUACACGGUUAAAGCAAUACUUUUGGUGAGUGACGACGAAACCUCGGCAGCAGCCGAAAUCGACACAGCCUCGAAACGCAUCGGGCUUCGCCGGGCCGAGUUGGUGCAGCAGUCGCUCACGGACCAGCCGGGCACGUCGUUUUUCUUCCGUGUCAACAACGUGCCGGUCUUCUGUGGUGGCUCCAACUGGAUCCCCGCCGAUAGCUUCAUCCCGCGAGUCUCGACCAACCGCUACCGUGACUGGGUGAAACUGGUGGCCGAUGGCAACCAGUUCAUGAUUCGGGUCUGGGGCGGGGGCAUCUACGAGGAGCAGGCCCUGUACGACGCCUGCGACGAGCUCGGCGUGCUGGUCUGGCAGGACUUCCUGUUUGGCUGCGGCAACUACCCGACGUGGCCAGAGCUGCUGGACUCUAUCAGGCGUGAGGCCAACGAGAACGUCAAGCUGCUACGGCACCACCCCAGUAUCGUCAUCUGGGCGGGCAACAACGAGGACUACUCCUAUGCCGAGUCGGUAAAGCUCACAUACAAUUACGCGGACAAGGACCCGGAGAACUGGCUCAAGACGGACUUCCCGGCUCGAUACAUCUACGAGAAGCUGCUGCCCGACGUGUGCGCGGACCUGGUUCCAAGGACGUACUACCACCCAGGCUCGCCGUGGGGCGGUGGCGUCGAAUCGAGCGACCCAACUGUGGGCGACCUCCACCAGUGGAACGUAUGGCACGGCAAGCAGGAGAAGUACCAAAACUAUGACAAGCUCGUGGGACGGUUCGUGUCUGAGUUCGGCAUGGAGGCCUUUCCAUCGGUGCGCACCAUCGACCAAUACCUGCCUCUAGGCAAGCUCGACCCGGACCGGUACCCGCAGUCGAGCAUGAUAGACUUCCACAACAAGGCCGACGGCCAUGAGCGGCGCAUCGCACUAUACCUAGUCGAGAACAUGCGGUACGGGCCGGACCCGCUCGAGCACUUUGUGUACUCGACACAGCUGAUGCAAGCCGAGUGUCUCAGCUCGGCAUAUCGGCUGUGGAAGCGACAGUGGAAGGGCCCCGGGCGGGAGUACUGCAGCGGGGCGCUGGUGUGGCAGAUCAAUGACUGUUGGCCGGUCACGUCGUGGGCCAUCGCCGACUACUACCUGCGGCCCAAAAUGGCCUACUUUGCCGUCAAGCGCGAGAUGGCCCCGCUGACGGUCGGCAUCACGAGGCGCGAGGACAAGACGGCGCGGGACGAGCACACGCGCGUGGUCAUCAAGGUCGAGGCGUGGGCCUGCAGCUUGAAACUGGAAGAAGUCACGGUCGACGUGCUGCUCCGGGCGUGGAACGUGGAGACGGGUGAGCAGACUUACGAGGAAAAGGUUGCCGAGGGCCUGGUUCUGCAGGGCAAUAGGUCAACCGAGCUCCUUUCACGCGAGGUGCCGUUGAAGAGCAAGGACGGAUCCAGCACGGACAACAACGACAAUCUGGAAGAGGCAGGUCGCACAGUGGUGGCCGUCUACCUGGUGGACGCGGCGACGGGGGAGCAGCUAGCGCGGUACGUCAACUGGCCUGAGCCGCUCAAGUACCUUCACCUGCAGAAGCCCAAGGAGCUGGCGGCACGGCUGGUGAGCGGAGGAACUGCAGUGGAAAUUAGCGCUGAGGUGCCAGUCAAGGGGGUGGCACUCGAGAGUGAGGACGACGGGGUCAAGUUUGAGGACAACCUGAUCGAUAUUGUGCCGGGCGAAGUUGUCAAGGUCGGAGUCAGGGGGGCAGACGAGGGGACGGUGGUGACGACGCGGUAUCUUGGUAUGCUGGACUAG
Gaeumannomyces tritici R3-111a-1 is the source of this 2643-nucleotide messenger RNA. RefSeq lists its product as hypothetical. NCBI's taxonomy places the organism in Eukaryota, Fungi, Ascomycota, Sordariomycetes, Magnaporthales, Magnaporthaceae. Gene Ontology annotation, biological process: carbohydrate metabolic process; glycoprotein catabolic process. The record is from RefSeq and is a predicted model, not a curated record. Gene Ontology annotation, molecular function: beta-mannosidase activity. Bases 1 to 2643 code for a protein of 880 amino acids. The transcript has 2 exons.